CUAGGAGCUGGGGAUUCAGCAGUGAACCAGACAAGUUCUCACCCUGGAGGAACCCACAGUGUGUUAGAGCCCUUGGCGGAGUGGUACUGUGCCAGGAACCCGGAGCCUGAGAGCCGGGAUCUAAAUCCUGGUUCUGCCACUUGCUGGCUGUGGGCACAUGUGUAGCACUUAGCACUCUAUGAGUGUAAAAUGUGUUAGUAUUGUUUUCUUUGGGUCUCUCGGUUGUCCCUUCCUCUAGGAAGCCCUCUCUGAUUGCCCCAGACUGGUCCUGACGCCUCUUCUGGGAUCCCACAAGUCUCUGUGCUUCCUCACCCAUCUCUAAUCCCUUUGCUUGGGCCUCCUCCACCCUGGCCUUGACCUUACUGGGCCAUCAUUGUUUGGUAAUGGCUAGAUUUCCCCUACCUGGCAGGGAGCCUGAUCACUGGACCUGAGCUUUCCUGCCUGCUGUGUCCCCGGAAUCACCCAGCAUAGGACUGUGCACACAGCAGCCACUCAAACAUAUAGUGAACGCAUGAAGGUUAGGGACAUUGGCAGUCCGUGUGUUCUCCACCCUGGAGGUGGGGAUUCCAGAGAUGGGAAUUACUGGCGAGAUCCCCGUGAUCUCAGCCCCAUCCCCCCUCCAUCCCCUGCUCAGGUUGAUAGAACCUGCCUGCCGCAUGGAACCCGGUGUAACAGCGCCCCAUUGUGGUCGCCUCCCAUUUCAGAAUCCUGUGCAGAUGAGGCCCCCGCGGCCCAAGGCAGGGGGGUCAGGCGGGAUCCCAACCCGGGUUACCUGGGGUCCGACCCUGGCCCCCAUGAAUAACCCGGCACGGGCCCCAGCCCCCUCCCCUGUCCGGCCCUCGGCCUCGCUGCGACCCUUGGCCUCAGUUCGGGCCUCGACUCCGGCCAGGGGUUCGACCCUGGCCAGGACCUCCCUCCUGGUCCGGACUCCCAGUCUGGUCCCGGCCUCGGGUCCGGGUCCGAUCCGGACCCCGACUCCAGUACGGACGCCGACUCCUGUCCGGACCCCGACCCCUGUUCGGACCCUGACCCCCGUCCGGACGCCAACUCCGGUCCGGACCCCAACACCGCUUCGGACCCCGACUCCGGUCCGGACCCCAACGCCGGUUCGGACCCCGACUCCGGUCCAGGUGCCGACCCCGGUCCGGGCGCCGACCACGGUCGGGACCCCAACGCCGACCCUAUCUCAGGUCCUGGUCCCUGCUUUGGAAUCCCUCCCGAACCCAGCCCUGUCUUCUUUGGAUCCGCUCCUGGAACCUGAUCCCGAACUCACUUUGUCGCCUGAUGAGGAUCCUGCGCCAACCCCGAGGGCGAAGCACCUCCCACUGGUCGCCAAUGGAUUCGUUCCGGUCCAGGAGCCCCUUCCUGCGCUUUCUCCGUUGGCCACGCCAGGGGCUGGGGCCGACUCAUCCACCACCAAGCUGACAGAUUCCACUUCUGGACAUGUCCCAGGGACGCCCAUCCUGGCGACCAUCCCAUUGGCCGUCGCCUUACCGGUUUCUACGAACGCAUUGGCCUCCACCAGCGAGAACAUCCAAGUGGACAACAAGAUCCUGAUUCGAGUCGUCUACUGUGGCCUCUGAAGCUACGGCCUCCGGUACAUCCUACUGAAAAAGAGUCUGGAGCAGCAAUUUCCAAACUGUCUAGUCUUUGAGGAGGACAUAUCUGCCCAGGCGACCGGGGCGUUUGAAGUGUUUGUGGAUGGAAAGCUGGUCCAUUCGAAGAAGAAAGGCGAUGGCUUUGUGGAUGAGACCAAGCUGCAGAAAAUUGUGAGCCAUAUCAACGAGGAGAUCAAGAAAAGGUAGCAGGGAGCUGGUGAGCUGGAGGAGCCUCAGCAGGAUGGCGAGAAGGGCUGAAAUGUUGCCAAGUCAGG
Molecule: messenger RNA, 1873 nt
Organism: Phacochoerus africanus (Common warthog)
Lineage: Eukaryota; Metazoa; Chordata; Mammalia; Artiodactyla; Suidae
Gene: SELENOV
Product: selenoprotein V
Exons: 6
Biological process (GO): response to selenium ion
Cellular component (GO): cytosol
Source: RefSeq, a predicted model, not a curated record